This is a messenger RNA of Capsella rubella, 1968 nucleotides long. RefSeq names its product T-complex protein 1 subunit eta. The coding region runs from base 96 to 1769 and encodes 557 amino acids. Gene Ontology annotation, biological process: protein folding. Gene Ontology annotation, molecular function: ATP binding; ATP hydrolysis activity; ATP-dependent protein folding chaperone. The record is from RefSeq and is a predicted model, not a curated record. Lineage: Eukaryota; Viridiplantae; Streptophyta; Magnoliopsida; Brassicales; Brassicaceae. Gene Ontology annotation, cellular component: chaperonin-containing T-complex. The transcript is spliced from 14 exons.
CUAAACCCUAACUUUCUCUCUCUCUCUCGUUCUGCUCCAUUUCUCACACUUUCUUCACAUCUCCGAAGCUCUCUUCACGCAUCUACAAAUCUACAAUGGCGUCGAUGAUGCAACCGCAGAUCAUACUGUUGAAGGAAGGUACGGACACAUCUCAAGGGAAAGCACAGCUACUGAGCAACAUCAACGCUUGCACGGCGGUUGGAGAUGUAGUUCGAACCACGCUCGGGCCACGAGGGAUGGACAAACUCAUUCACGACGAUAAAGGAUCCGUCACCAUUUCCAACGAUGGUGCUACCAUCAUGAAGCUCCUCGACAUUAUUCAUCCUGCUGCUAAGAUCCUCGUCGAUAUCGCUAAAUCCCAAGAUUCUGAGGUGGGUGAUGGAACAACAACUGUUGUUCUUCUUACAGCAGAGUUUUUGAAGGAGGCUAAGCCAUUUAUUGAGGAUGGUGUUCACGCCCAGAAUUUAAUCAGGAGUUACCGCACUGCCUGCACUUUGGCAAUUGCCAAAGUUAAAGAACUCGCUGUUAGCAUUGAGGGGAAGAGUGUAGAGGAAAAGAAAGGUUUAUUGGCUAAAUGCGCUGCUACUACUCUUUCAUCUAAGCUUAUCGGUGGGGAAAAGGAGUUUUUUGCUACAAUGGUUGUUGAUGCUGUUAUGGCGAUUGGUCAUGACGACAGGCUAAAUCUGAUUGGGAUCAAGAAGGUUCCUGGUGGCAAUAUGCGAGACUCUUUCCUCGUUGAUGGUGUUGCUUUCAAAAAGACAUUCUCAUAUGCGGGUUUUGAGCAACAGCCUAAGAAAUUUGUUAACCCCAAAAUUCUCUUACUUAACAUCGAAUUGGAGUUGAAAUCUGAGAAGGAAAACGCUGAAAUUAGGCUGUCAGAUCCAUCACAGUACCAGUCAAUCGUUGAUGCAGAAUGGAAUAUCAUUUAUGACAAGCUAGACAAAUGUGUUGAGAGUGGAGCAAAAGUUGUUCUUUCUCGACUGGCAAUUGGUGAUUUAGCAACUCAGUACUUUGCGGAUCGAGAUAUUUUCUGUGCUGGUCGGGUAGCAGAAGAAGAUCUUAACCGUGUGGCUGCAGCAGCUGGAGGAACAGUUCAGACAAGUGUUAACAACAUAAUAGAUGAGGUUCUUGGAACUUGUGAAAUUUUCGAGGAAAAACAAGUUGGUGGGGAGAGGUUUAACAUAUUCAGUGGUUGCCCUUCAGGCCGUACAGCCACUAUUGUCCUCCGUGGUGGAGCUGAUCAGUUCAUCGAAGAAGCUGAGCGGAGUUUACAUGAUGCAAUUAUGAUUGUGAGAAGAGCUGUUAAAAACUCAACUGUUGUCCCUGGAGGUGGAGCUAUAGAUAUGGAGAUAAGCAAGUACCUGAGGCAGCAUUCAAGAACAAUUGCUGGGAAAUCACAGCUUUUCAUCAAUUCUUAUGCAAAGGCUCUGGAGGUUAUUCCACGACAGUUAUGUGACAAUGCUGGAUUUGAUGCAACUGAUGUCUUAAAUAAACUAAGACAAAAACACGCCAUGCAAAGCGGUGAAGGAGCUUCUUAUGGAGUAGACAUUAAUACUGGUGGAAUAGCAGAUUCUUUUGCUAACUUCGUGUGGGAACCAGCAGUUGUGAAGAUCAAUGCAAUAAAUGCUGCGACUGAAGCGGCUUGCCUCAUUCUAAGUGUGGACGAGACUGUGAAGAACCCUAAAUCGGAGAGUGCACAGGGAGAUGCUGCAGGUGCAAUGGGGAGAGGACGUGGUGGAGGUCGUGGCCGUGGAAUGCGAAGGCGAUAAGCUCUGUCUCUUAUGCCAAACUUGUGGGAUUCUCCUCUAAUUUCGAUUUUUGUUGAAUUUUGGUUUUGGAGUUUAAAAAGCUAUUAUUUGGUUUGUGUAUUUCAAUUAGAAUACUCGAUGGUUAUGUCUGUCUAUACAAUCUGUGAAACAGAAGUUUUAGAGUGGUUUUGGUUACACUUAAGAAAUUACAUUUGCUUAA